Messenger RNA from Wasmannia auropunctata (little fire ant), 315 nucleotides. RefSeq lists its product as uncharacterized. The transcript is spliced from 2 exons. Lineage: Eukaryota; Metazoa; Arthropoda; Insecta; Hymenoptera; Formicidae. The record is from RefSeq and is a predicted model, not a curated record. Bases 30 to 290 code for a protein of 86 amino acids.
GUAACUCAAGUAUCAUAAUUGUGGAAAUAAUGGCUCGGCUCAGCUAUAUCACGUUGAUCGCUGUUAUGAAUGUACUAAUGUGCGUUCUUGCAGAAGAAGUAGAGCUCUUAUACUCUGAUCAAUAUGAUUACGUCGAUGUUAAAGCUGCUCUCGACAAUAAAGAGAUGCGAGAAGCAUAUUACAAUUGCUUUAUGGAACUAGCACCGUGCCAGACACCAGAACAGCGGUGUUCGGCGAUGCUUACCAAACUAACUGUAGGAAGUGUACUGAAAAGCAAAAAGAAAACCUAAAUCUAAUUGCUGAGUGGUUCACAGA